AGCCGAAGACAUCGGCACUGUCAUGUGUCCAAUCACAGCUGUGAUGAUCAGUAUGCCCUGAUGAUCAGUGUAGCCCCAGCAGUGCCACCUGUCAGUGCCUAUCAAUGUCACCUGUCAGUGCCCAUCAAUGCCACCUGCCAGUGCCCAUCAGUGCCACAUCAAUGCCACAUAUUAGUGCUUACCAGUGCACAUCAAUGCCACAUAUUAGUGCCUAUCUGAGUUGCCUUUCAAUGCCACCUAUCAGUGCCAGUCAGUACCACCUAUCAAUGCCAGACAGUGCCGCCUAUCAGUGCCGCCCAACAGUACCAGUCAAUUCCACCUAACAGUGCCAGUCAGUGCCACCUAUCAGUGCCAGUCAGUGCCACCUAUCAGUGCCAUAUAUGAGUGCUGCCUUUCAGUGCCCAUCAGUGAUGCCUGUCAAUGCCCAUCAGUG
Messenger RNA from Staurois parvus, 433 nucleotides. Lineage: Eukaryota; Metazoa; Chordata; Amphibia; Anura; Ranidae. The record is from the annotation of a GenBank genome assembly.